GCUUGGACUUUGGAUGAUAGUUUUUAUCUAAUGGUAAAAAAUUAUUGGAACUCUAUCUCUAAUGGUAGAGGAAUGAGGGGUCUAGCCAACAAGCUCAAGGGUCUUAAAUUCUGCAUUAAGGAAUGGAAUGCUAACCAUUUUGGCAAUAUUUUUACUAAAGUCAAGGAGGCAGAAGAUGCAGCUAUUAAAGCACAGGAAAGGUUUGAAUCAUGCAACACAGAUGAUAACAGAGAGGCCUUUCAUCUAGCAAAUGCAAACCUUCUCAGGGCAUGCAAAACUGAAGAAAACUAUUGGGCACAAAAGGCAAAUAUCAAGUGGCUAGCUAGUGGUGAUGCUUCUACCAAAUAUUUUCACUCUCUUGUUAAAGGAAAGAGAAGGCAAGCUAGCAUCAGAGAACUUAAAGACCAUUCAGGGAAGGUGCUGCUAGAUCCAGACCUUAUUGCUAAUUACAUUUCCAAUCAUUAUGAAGCUACAUUCUCUGAGGACUAUACUGGGAAUCUAGGGGACAUCAUUGCUAACGUUCCAACUGUUUUUAAUGACCUAGAUAACCAGUGUAUCACUACUCUCCCUCUCGAAGAAGAAAUCAAAGCAGCAAUAUGGCAACUCAAUCCCAACAGCUCUGCAGGUCCUGAUGGUUACAAUGGAGAAUUUUUCAGACACUUUUGGGAUAUCAUCAAGGCAGACCUUAUCAGUGCCACUCAUGAAUACUUUCAAGGCAUCCCCAUUCCUAUGGCUUUUGGAAGUACUAAUAUCACUCUUAUUCCCAAGGUGGAGGGAGCUAGAGAAAUUGGUGACUACAGACCUAUUGCUCUAUCUACCUUUUUUAGUAAGAUGCUGUCCAGGAUUGUGGCUAACAGACUUGGCCCUAUGCUUAAUAAAAUAAUCUCUCCUGAGCAAGCUGGUUUUCAAAAAGGGAAAGGUAUUGAGGAGCAUAUCCUUCUAACCAAUGAACUGAUGCACAACCUAGACUCUAAGGUUAGGGGAGGUAAUGUUAUGAUCAAGCUAGACAUGGCCAAAGCCUUUGACAAGAUCUCCUUGAACUACCUUCAGGCCAUCCUUCAAGCUUUUGGGUUUAAUGAACAAAGCAUCUCUCUCCUUCUCCAAAACUUAAGGGCAACUUACAUGUCUGUUUUAGUGAAUGGGAAACCCAAUGGGUUCUUUAAGAUCAAGAGGGGAGUCAAGCAAGGUGAUCCUCUUUCCCCCCUCUUGUUUAUUAUAGGAUCUGAGGGUUUUGCAAGAAGCUUAAAUCAUGCCAUCAAUUCUGGAUACAUCUCCCCUUACAAGGUGGGAAAGAAUAGAGUGGUAUCCCAUCUUGCUUUUGCAGAUGAUCUUAUUAUCUUUCUUAAGGGAGACCUUAGGAAUAUCCUAAGAUUCAGACACCUUCUGGAUAGCUAUCUUAAGGCUUCAGGACAGGAGGUUAAUAAAAAGAAAAGCAGGAUUUUCUGCAGGAAAGGGAGCAGAGGCUUAUACACUAGAAAGCUGGAAGAUACUUUAGGGUUUAAGAUGGGAAACCCUCCUUUCAAAUACUUGGGUUCUACUAUCACUCAGGGUAUACUCAAAAAAACUCACUGUGAUCAUAUUCUUCACCAUUUUGAUGCUUAUAUCAACAAUUGGACCAUACAUGGCAAAUUGGCUAACUUCUUCUGGGGGAGCAAACAAGGAAGGAACCAUUACCAUUGGGCCAAAUGGGACACAUUAACUAGACCCACUAGAGAGGGAGGUCUGGGGAUCAGGAACUUGGAAGAUAUUCAGAAAGCCUCAGCUUUAAAACUCUGGUGGAAGUCUCUUACAGGGAAUUCUCUCUUGGCCAGAUUUAUGAAGAACAAAUAUGCAAGGGAAGGAACUUUUGAGGCUAAGAUUUAUGACUCUACUUCUUGGAAAAGAAUCUGUAGAAUCUCUCCUAUCGGUCUACAAUUCACUACAAAUACCAACCAGAAUGUUAGCUGGGUCAAUGGUAACUUCUCCUUCAAAGAAGCAUAUUGGGCUGUUAGAGAGAGGGAUGUUAGCACUCAAAUCAACACACUGACUUGGAAUAAGUUCCAAAUCCCUAAAAUUAAGCUCUUCACUUGGAAAGCUCUUAACCAAUAUUUACCCUUCCCUAAUAUUCUCAACAGACUGUCCUAUAACUUGCCUAGCAAAUGUCCAUUUUGCAAUAACAAUGAGGCAACAGAUUCUCACAUUUUGCUUACAUGUGAUUUAUCAAGGAGUAUCUGGAAAGACUUUGCAUAUUAUACUACGGGGCCAACCAGGACUAAUGCGAUGGAUCUUAGGGAAUACAUGUUGGAGUGGUGGCUGUCACAUAGCAAAACAUCUCUAAGAGGAUUAUUAAGGUUAGUUCUACCUGGCUGUAUCAUUUGGAAUCUUUGGAAAGCAUAUAACAGAAGCAUCUAUGAAGACACAAUGGAAUCGAGGAUUGGGAUAACCAUUGAAAUCCAGAAAAUGAUUCAACAUUGGGUAUGGUCCAACAAGAAAGUACAGAAGAUUGCAAGCAAGGAGGAAAUUGAAGCUCUUAAUCUCAAACCUUACCUCUCCAAGGACAAAUGAAUGCCAUGGACGUUGCGCUGCAGAUCAAAUUAGGAAGCUGCUUCAGAGUUAGAGGCAGUCGACUAGGCUCUUCUUUCUUGUAUUUGCUCUUUCUAUAUAUAUUGUUGUAUCUUUUACUUUUGGGGCUUCGGUCUAGUCCUCCCCGAACGUGUUCGAAUCUUGUUUAAUAAAUUUGGAACUCAAACUUAAACUCCUAGUAAUUAACUUAUUUAAGUUUUGGUCGAGAUUUUCUCUCUCUAAAACGGCGUUGUGUUCUUCGCAGUUUUGGCCGGCUAUCUAGAUUGCCAUUACCCUUGAAUUUGGCUGAAUCGAGGUCAAUUGAAGUUGGUAUCCCUCGAAAUCACUAUUCAUCCUGAUACUUUGUAGAUCCCGGUGGUGUUGGCGGCGAAGGAGGCGAGCUUGGUGAUGUAG
This is a messenger RNA of Cuscuta campestris, 2955 nucleotides long. Lineage: Eukaryota; Viridiplantae; Streptophyta; Magnoliopsida; Solanales; Convolvulaceae. The record is from the annotation of a GenBank genome assembly.